Molecule: messenger RNA, 1057 nt
Organism: Nicotiana tabacum (common tobacco)
Lineage: Eukaryota; Viridiplantae; Streptophyta; Magnoliopsida; Solanales; Solanaceae
Product: auxin-responsive protein IAA1
Biological process (GO): regulation of DNA-templated transcription
Cellular component (GO): nucleus
Source: RefSeq, a predicted model, not a curated record
AAUGGUUAAAAUGAUAGCCUCCUUCCACAUUCCCAAGCUUAUAUAGUAGCCAAAACAUCAGACCCAACACUUCUCGUAGCCCAUUUUUCACUUAGUAGCCACUAGCCAGGACUAGAAGAUUUUCUAACAAAAGACUAGGAAUCUUAUUAACACCUUGUAGCCUACAGAAGUAGAAUGUCAUCGGAAAAAACAAAAACAAAGAACUUGUCGGAAUCCGAUGAUUCCAGUCUCAGUUUCGAGGAAACUGAGCUCACUCUUGGGUUACGCCGAGAUUCAGAAAGACAAAUCUGUGGUGCGAAACGUGGACUCUCAUCUGAAGCUGUUGAGUUGAGGCUAGGAAGCUCUACUUCCAGAAAUCCUCACGAUCAAAACUACGAAGAUGAUCAUUAUUGCAACAACGAAAUCUCCAUCGCAACCAAACCUUCGGCAAAGACACAAGUAAUUGGAUGGCCACCAGUGAGAUCAAACAGGAAGAAGAUAGGAGUAGUAAAGAAGUGCAAAUACGUGAAGGUGGCAGUAGAUGGAGCUCCCUACUUGAGAAAAGUUGACUUGGAGAUGUACAGCAGCUAUGACCAGCUGCUAAUUGCUUUGGAACACAUGUUUACUUGCCUAACAACAAUCUGUAACUUUGUAAAUGAGAGGAAGCUUAUGGACCCUAUAAAUGGUGUCGAAUACUUGCCAACUUAUGAAGACAAAGAUGGGGAUUGGAUGCUAGUUGGAGACGUUCCAUGGAAAAUGUUUGUUGAAUCUUGCAAGAGGCUCAGGUUGAUGAGGAGCUCGGAGGCCAUUGGAUUAGCUCCAAGGACUAACGUAUUAAUGGCGAAAUGCUCGAGUACAAGUUGAUUGAAGAAGUUUUCUCAUCUUGGCCUGGGUAGAGGCAGAUCCACGAUUUUGGAAAAAAUGGGUGCACUAAGAGAAGGAUCUAGAAUAUUAAUGGCGAAAUGCUUGCUUUUGGAAUUAUAAGUUUAAAAUUAAUUUUUUUAAAUAGUAAUUUUCUUAUAUAAUUAUAUCUAUACUCUGUGUCAAAAAUGUUGGGAUAAGUAAAAUCCAUUGACUA